Messenger RNA from Mesorhabditis belari, 1773 nucleotides. The record is from the annotation of a GenBank genome assembly. NCBI's taxonomy places the organism in Eukaryota, Metazoa, Nematoda, Chromadorea, Rhabditida, Rhabditidae.
AUGCAACAACAACAACAACAUCAGCAACAUCAGCAACAACAACAACAACAACACCAACAACACCAACAGCAACAACAACAACGGCCCGGAGUCCCACCGGCAAUGAUGGGAAUGGCGCCGAUGAACUAUCCGUUCGGUCCCGGUGGGCCUAUGAUGGGCAGGAUGCCACUACAACCAAUGCCACCACAACCAAUGCAAACUCCAAGAGGUCCAAUGAUGCAUCCAGUCAAUCGCAUCCAAAUAGCCAAUCAACAACAGCCUCAACAAAUCCCUAUAGCGCCACCACCCGUCCCAUUCAAUGCAUACAAUCCGAUUCAACAGCUGGGACAAAACUCGCAACCCGGCCCGUCCAAUCAAAACAAUGAAGCCGGACUAUCAUCAGAUGAGACGCAAUCACGGAAAGGACGAUCGUUUCCCUACGAGUGGUACUUUCGGUGUGGACUGUGUCGAGGGGAUUAUGGAAGUGAUGGGAAAAAUCGGCCGUGUUUUCUAAACGGUGACCACAUUUGCGAGAGUUGUGCUGACUUUGAGAUCGAAAAUAGCGGCAAUGAAUCCCGGAAAAUCAUCUACUAUGCGUUUGUGGACGUUUUGUCGAUCUCGAAAGAUCCGAAAGCGUUGCUCAAUCUGUUGACGGGCGAAGUGCAUCGCGAGACAAAUCCAUUCGAAUGCUCGGUUUGCAUGGAGAAUUAUAACACCGCUCAAAACGCGCCGACGGUGAUGACGUGCGGGCAUGCGGUCUGCUUGCAUUGCUAUAAUAUGAUUGAGAACUGCCCUCGUUGCGGAUUGGUGUUGGUGAAAAGCGGGAAUUCUGGAAAUGAUGAGGAUGUGCCCGGCCUUUCAAUCCAACAGCCACGCCCUUUCUAUCAAGGCAAUCCCGGGAUGCCCAGGAACCAAAUGGAGCCGAUGUACGGCGGACAAUUUCCACACUUUGGAUAUGGGCAAAAUCAGGGAUAUCAACAAAAUCAAGGGAACAUGAUGGCUGCAAACAAUCAACCCCCACAAGAUUCGAUCGUUCUCGUGCUCACUAAACAUUUCCGAAGCUUUGUCACGCUUCUCGUUGCUGCCCAUAGCCGCAAAAGGAAACGCGCACAAGAGGAAGAAGAAGAGGAUGAACAUAACAAUUCAUUGACGGACUCGCAACCCCCGGCCACACCCGAGCAGAAUGUGCCGAAAGUUUCGUGUGAGGAAUGCAAGAGAAGCGUUGAUUUGAAUGACAUGUUCAAUUGUUUGACGUGCAAUGAAAAGAAGGUCUGUUCCCGUUGCAUGUUCCGAAAACACCAAAAGGAAAUGGGACACGAAGUCAGAGAACUCGUCAAUGAGAAGAUCAAUGGAAUGCUGAAGGAAACGCAACUUUUCACUGACAAUCAAUACGAGACUUAUUUGGGAAUUGUGCCGAAUCUCAAUCAGAAAAUUAUAGAGGAAUUCAAGAGACUGCCAGAUCUUCUCACCACAGCAUACGACUCGAUCGGUUCCAAUUCCCAUUCCAGCUUCGAUGCAGCGAAAGAAAAAUUGAACGAUUGUCGGCGAAUUGGGAAAAGAUUGGAGAAAAUAUCCGAGGAUUAUGUGCCACAAGCAAGGAAAUAUAUCAAGAGAUUGACGGAGCUCGUCGAGUACGCGCAGAUGAAAUUCCCGAGCCCCAUUGACCCAUUCCACCGGGUGAAAUCCGAAGCUAUCACCCCUCCGCAUCAAGAUGUUUCCCAAUCAAAUUCCUCUCCUUUCAAUCAUCGUCACGAUGAAAUGUUUUCCGAAGAAAACCAUUAUUCUUUUUUUGAA